AUGGAGGAGGAGGACGACGAGGCCGGGCCCGGCCGCGGCCCCCACACCCCCGACCGCGCCGGGACCCCCGACGACGACCCCCAGCCGCCGCCCUCCGUCGCCCUGCCGAUGACCCUCCGCCCCGCCCGACGGCCGGACGAUGGACCCCGCAACAAAGACGCCUCCCGGGGACCCCGCCGGAGACGCUGCCGCAGCCCCCGGACCGAGCCCGCCCCGGGCGCCACCGGCCGGGCUGACCCCGCCGACCCCGCCGCGGUCAUCGGCCUGGCGGCCGGCAGCCUCCUAGCCGGACUGGUGGGCGUCCUGGAGUCCCCGGAGGCCUGGGUCCCGGCCCGGCUGGAAGCCCUCCCCCUGGACGGGGACGAGGCCGGGGAAGAGCUGGAGCUGGUGGCCGAGGUGCGCAUGGGGGACGCGGGGCCGCUGUCGGCCGCCCGCCUGCUGCCCCGGGCCCGCCCGGGGAGGUCCGGGAAGACAGGUACCGGGGACGGGCGGGCGGGGCCCCCGCCCCCGGUCGCUGCCGCCGCACCCCCUGGUGACGCUGGGCACCGGGGAGCAGGGGGCGGCCGGAGGGGGCUGCCCCCCGGAAAGCCAGCGCCCGGCCCCCCCCCUUGGAGAAGGCCGACUCCUCCUCUUCCUCCUCCUCCUCCUCCUCUUCCUCCUCCUCCUCUUCUUCCGCCUCCUCCGCCUCCUCUUCGGCCUCCUCGUCCCAGCGGCCGCCCCAGCCCCCCCACGCAGGACAUCUACGACCCUUUCCACCCCACGGACGAGGCCUACUCGCCGGGCAAGGAGCCCCCCACCCAGAAGUACGACCCGUUCGAGCCCACCGGCUCCAACCCCAGCUCCUCCGCCGGCAGCCCCUCCCCGGGCGAAGAGGAGGAGGAGGAGGAGGAGGAGGAGGAAGAAGAGGAGGAGGAGGAAGAGGAGGAGGAGGAGGAGGAAGAGGAGGAGGAAGGGGAGCGGUUAGCGCACAGCAUCAGCCGCAUCUCGGAGACCCUUGCCGGUAUCUACGACGACAACAGCCUGAGCCAGGACUUCCCGGGGGCCGAGAGCCCCGGCCAGGCCCCCGCCGCCGCCGCCCCCCCGGACCCCGCGCCCCCCGGCCCCGAGCCCCGAGCCGACUCCACCCGGGCGGACGCCCCCCCCCGGCGCCGGGUCUUCGUGGUGGGGGCGGAGGCCGAGGUGGCGCCGGAGGGCAAGGUGGCGCUGGAGGUGGUGGCGGCCGGGGCGCCCUACCCGGUCCGCCCGGCCCGGGACGACUCGGAGAUCGAGGAGGGGGAGAUCGUGCAGCCCGAGGACGAGCGCCACAGCCCCGUCCGCCUCUUCCGGGCCGGGGCGGCCCGCCCCCGGCCCCCCGCCGCCGGGCCCCCGCCCCCGCCGCCGCCCCCGGCCCCGGCCCGGGGGCCGGAGGGGGACGACUUCCUGUCGCUCCACGCCGAGUCGGACGGCGAGGGGGCCCUGCAGGUGGACCUGGGCGACGGGCAGGAGUCCCGUUGGGGCGGCCUGGACCUGCGCCGCAAGAUCCUGACCCAGCGGCGGGAGCGCUACCGCCAGCGCUCGGCCUCGCCCGCCCCGCCGCCGCCGCCCCGGAGCCGGGACCCGAAGCCGGCCAGGGAGGCGGGGGCCGCGCCCGGCCCGCCGCCGCCCUCGUCCUCGCAGGCCGCUUGGGACCCCAAGGCCCGCCGCUCCCGCGAACGGCGACCCGCCGGCUCCCGCGCCUCCCGCCAUCGCUCGCGCUCCCCUCGCUCCCCGCGCCUCCGCUCCUGGUCCCCGGCCCCCAGCCCCAAGCGGCGCCGGCGGCGGCGGCGGAGCCGGCGCUCGUCCUCCUCGCGGCGGGAGCGGCGGCGGGCCCGCCACCACGGCGACAAGAAGAAGAAGAAGCGCUCGCGCUCACGGGGUGAGAAGCGGCCGGGCAGCGGCCGCCGGGAGUCCGGUCCGGACAAGGCGGCCCGCGGUGAGCGGGAGAAGCGGCGGGGGGACGGGCGGGGCGUGGUGCCCCCGUCCAUCCAGGACCUCACGGACCACGACCUCUUCUCCAUCAAGCGCACCAUCACCGUGGGGCGCGCCGAGAAGCCGGGGCCUCCGGCGGCGCCCCCGCCGGCGCCCGCCCCCGGCCCCGCCGGGGCCAAGCGCGAGGUCCUCUAUGACUCGGAGGGGCUGAGCUACUCGGACCGGGAGGACCCGGGGGGCAAGGGCAAGGUCGGGGACAGAGAGCGGCGGAGGGGUCACCUGGCGGCCGCGCCCGCCAGGGACAAGACCGCCAAGAAGGCGGAGGCCGGGGGCAAGGGGCGGGCGGAGCGGGACAAAGGCGUGAAGAAGGGCAAGGCCGGGGCCGGGGGCGGGCGCCGGGACGGGGCGGGCAAGGCGGGAGCCGGCAGCGGGCGCAAGGUGAAGCUGCAGUCCAAGGUGGCCGUGCUGGUCCGCGAGGGCGUGAGCAGCACCACGUCCGGCAAGGAGCCGCCCGGGUCCAUCGGAGUCAAGUUCAGCCGCGACCGCGAGAGCCGCUCGCCCUUCCUCAAGCCCGAGGAGAAGCCGGAGCCCCCCGGGCCGGAGGCCGCCCGCCCCGCCGGCCCGGCCAAGGCCAAGAAGGUCAAGGCCAAGGCCAAGGCCGGCCUCAAGAAGGCCAAGGCCGGCAAGGGCAAGGCCCCCGCCGAGGCCAAGCGCAAGAAGAAGGCCAAGCCCAAGGGGGCCACGCUGAAGAAGUCCAAGGCCGACAGCUGCAGCCAGGGGGGCCCCCAGGCCCCCGGCGGGGGCGAGGAGCCCUCCUGGUCCGGCUCGGAGCGCUCGGCCAAGCCGCCCAGCCCCCCGCAAGCCAAGCCGGCCGCCCCGCCCGCCCCCGCCCUCACCCCCGACUCCCAGACGGUCGACAGCAGCUGCAAGACGCCCGACGUGUCCUUCCUGCCCGAGGAGCCCGCGGCCGAGCCCCCCAGCACCACCACCGCCGGCGCCGCGGCUGGCGCGGGCGGGGGCGGAGCCCCGGACCCCGGGGCCGAGGAGGGCGGGGGCGCCGCGCGGGCCCCUCUCCCCCCGCCCUCCGCCCCCCAGAUGCCCUGGAACCUUCAGGCCGGCGUGGACUGCGCCACCAGUGGCGUGCUGGCCUUGACCGCGCUGCUCUUCAAGAUGGAGGAGGCCAACCUGGCCAGCAGAGCCAAAGCCCAGGAACUGAUCCAGGCCACAAACCAGAUUCUGAGCCACACGAAGCCGUCCACCUCUCUGGCCGUCUCCCAGGCCGCCCCUCCUCCCUCGUCGGCUGCUCCCCCGCCCCCGGUCCCUCCCGGCUACUUGCACCACGGCGGGCUGCCCCUGGGAGGGGCCACGCCCCCCACCCCUCCCGGCCUGGCCGGGCCCCCCGGACCCCACGGACCUCUUUUCGGCCCCGAGCCCGGCAAGCGCGAGGGCAGCAGCAGCUCCGACGGGCACAUGGACACCGAUAAGUACCUAAAGAAGCUGCACACCCAGGAACGGGCGGUGGAGGAGGUGAAGCUGGCCAUCAAGCCCUAUUACCAGAAGAAAGACAUCACCAAGGACGAGUACAAGGAUAUUCUGCGGAAAGCUGUGCACAAGAUCUGCCACAGCAAGAGCGGGGAGAUCAACCCGGUCAAGGUGGGCAACAUGGUCCGAGCCUACGUCCAGCGCUACCGCUAUUUCCGCAAGCACGGCCGCAAGCUGGGCGGGGAACCCGGGGCGCGGGCCCCUCCCCCGGUCCCGCCUGACCAGGGACCCCCCGCCCUCCCCAUCCCUCCCUUGUGA
Ornithorhynchus anatinus (platypus) is the source of this 3747-nucleotide messenger RNA. It is a transcript of the gene SCAF1, whose product is annotated as SR-related CTD associated factor 1. The record is from RefSeq and is a predicted model, not a curated record. Lineage: Eukaryota; Metazoa; Chordata; Mammalia; Monotremata; Ornithorhynchidae. Gene Ontology annotation, molecular function: RNA polymerase II C-terminal domain binding.